Molecule: messenger RNA, 2301 nt
Organism: Pistacia vera
Lineage: Eukaryota; Viridiplantae; Streptophyta; Magnoliopsida; Sapindales; Anacardiaceae
Product: pentatricopeptide repeat-containing protein At3g62470, mitochondrial-like
Exons: 1
Coding region: 89-2005 (638 amino acids)
Molecular function (GO): protein binding
Source: RefSeq, a predicted model, not a curated record
AGUAGUCGUAUCCAACUAAUCCCACAAACGAACCGAUCGAUUUUGAUCGCUCUCCUUCCAAUUUCUAGUUGAUGGCGACUCCUUAUCAAUGAAUUUCUUUUUAAGGAAAUCCAGCAGAAUUUCGAUUUUACUUGGACGUUGCAUUGAUUUUCAAACACAUUAUUCAACUCCUUCGAACUCUUAUGGCCAUCUCUUCUCGAACACCGAGUUACUCUCUCACGAUCAGAGACAAAGACGACGAGCAAUACGACCUAGAAGAGGGAAAGCGUGGCUGUCUCAUGGUAGCUCUCUGUCCUUGUCUCGUUUGUUUCAUUCUUCUUCUUAUUGUGGUCGCCGUCGUUCUCAUUGUCAAGUUUCGUUUGUUUUGCCACACCCCCCUUCACUCCGUACUGUACAAGAAACAUUGCUAAUUAAAUCUAUGAGUGUUUCAAUUUCUUCAUUGAACAAUCAGAAUUUGCCAGCGAAAGUUUUGGAUUUGAAUUAUAAGGGUUUUUCUAGUGUUACAUAUGAUAGUUCAGAUUUUGAUGAUGACGUGGAAUCUGAUGUUAAUGUUGAAAGUGAUAAUGAAAGUGUUAGUGUUAAGUGCAGUGUGGAUCCUAAGGAAGUAGAUAGGGUAUGCAAGGUGAUUGAUCAAUUGUUUGCUUUGGAUCGAAACAUGGAGGCGGUUCUUGACGAAUGUGGGAUCAAUAUAUCUCAUGAUUUAGUCAUAGAAGUAUUAGAACGAUUUCGUCAUGCCAGAAAACCGGCUUUUCGGUUCUUCUGUUGGGCAGGAGAGAAGCCAGGAUUUGCCCAUGAUUCUAGGACUUACAAUGCAAUGAUGAAUAUAUUAGGGAAGACCAGACAGUUUGAGACAAUGGUGUCCAUGCUUGAAGAAAUGGGCACAAAAAAUCGUUUGACGGUGGACACGUUUAAGAUUGCUAUGAAUGCUUUUGCUGCUGCCAAGGAGAGGAAGAAAGCAGUUGCAAUAUUUGAGUUGAUGAAGAAGUAUAAAUAUAAAGCGGAUGUUGAUACUAUUAAUUUCUUGCUUGAUAGUCUUGGAAGGGCAAAGCUUGUUAAAGAAGCACAGUUACUUUUUGAGAAGUUGAAAGAUAGGUUUACACCAAAUUUGAUGACUUAUACGGUGUUGCUCAAUGGUUGGUGUAGAGUGAAGAACUUGAUGGAGGCAGGGAGAGUGUGGAAUGAUAUGAUUGAUAAGGGUUUUAAGCCUGACAUUGUUGUGCAUAAUGUUAUGCUUGAGGGGUUGUUGAGGAGUAAGAAGAGAUCUGAUUCAAUCAAGUUGUUUGAGAUAAUGAAAGCCAAGGGCCCUUUACCUAAUGUCUGCAGCUAUACAAUUAUGAUCCGGGAUUUUUGCAAGCAAAGGAAAAUGAAAGAAGCCGUGGAGUAUUUUGAUGCCAUGCUCGAAUCCGGGUGUCAGCCAGAUGCUGCAGUUUACACCUGUUUGAUAACAGGGUUUGGGCAUCAGAAGAGGAUGGACCUGGUUUAUGAUUUGUUACAGGAGAUGCAAGAAAAGGGUUAUCCACCCGAUGGGCGCACCUACAAUGCAUUAAUCAAAUUGAUGACAAGUCAAAGAAUGCCAGAUGACGCGGUGAGGAUAUACAAGAAGAUGAUUCAGAGUGGCACAGAACCAACAAUUCACACUUGCAACAUGAUCAUGAAAUCCUACUUCCAAACGAGAAACUAUGAAAUGGGUCAUGCAGUUUGGAAUGAGAUGCUUAGGAAGGGGUGUUGCCCUGAUGACAAUUCCUAUACUGUUUUCAUUGGAGGGCUAAUUAGUCAGGGACGAGCUGCAGAGGCAUGUAAGUUUUUAGAAGAGAUGAUAGAGAAAGGAAUGAAGGCUCCACAACUUGACUACAAGAAGUUUGCAGCUGACUUAUCCAGAGCUGGUAAACCUGAUAUACUUGAUGAAUUGGCUCAAAAAAUGAAGUUCUCUGGUAAAUUUGCUGCCUCCAAUGUCUUCGCUAGUUGGGCUGAGAUGAUGAAGAAUAAGAGAAGGGGAUCUUAUUAGAACUGAGUGAUGGUGCUCCUGACUCAUUUGUAAAGGACCACUGGUGCUAUUUUGAGAUGCAUAACGAUAAUAGCCUGUCUGAGUACAUUACUUCUUCCAGAUUUAAUUGGCUGGUUUGGUUAACAGUUGCUGCUGUAGCUUAUCGACUAUAUCCACACUGAUGUUUGUUGUAUAUUUGAUUUGUUAUUUUAUCCUGUAUUCUUGGUUCGGUUAUUUUUUAUUGAUCGGUAUUCUUCUGAUGCUGAGUAAAGUUCACUCCUGAAUUUUCACUUGGCUUUUGUUCUUUGUUUUGGAAG